This is a messenger RNA of Alnus glutinosa, 3353 nucleotides long. RefSeq names its product receptor-like protein 14. Lineage: Eukaryota; Viridiplantae; Streptophyta; Magnoliopsida; Fagales; Betulaceae. The record is from RefSeq and is a predicted model, not a curated record. Gene Ontology annotation, molecular function: protein binding. The transcript is spliced from 2 exons. The coding region runs from base 1 to 3288 and encodes 1095 amino acids.
AUGGAGACUUCUUGUUUUGCUAAAAAUGUCAUUUUUGUUUGGGCUUUGGCUUUCAUCGCUUCAUCCCCUUUGGCUUGUGUUAAAGCAGCUGGAUGCACCAAAGAACAGACGAGAGCUCUCUUGGAGAUCAAGAACGCCACAAAUGCUUCUUCCCUUGCGGGCUGGGACGGAAGGAAUUGUUGUGAAGUGGAUGGAAUCAUUUGUGAUGGUAUUGCUGGAGGAGUUGGGGCAAUAUAUUGGGAAGGGGAGUACAACGACGCUUCAUCAAGAAGUACAUGGUAUCCAAAUGUAACCUUGUUCACCUUAUUUGAUGAACUCCAAGACUUACACCUUCGUUACAUGCAAAUUGGAGGAAGGCUUGAAGCUUUUUGCGAACUGAAGGGAUUACAAUAUCUGAAGUAUUUGAAUCUUAAGGAUAAUAUACUGGAAGGCGUUAUUCCCUCUUGUCUUGGGAUGAUUGGAAACCUUGAAGUACUUCGUCUAUCAAAUAAUCGUCUUUAUGGUAAUCUACCUUCGUCAAUAUUCUCCAACCAAAGCAAGAUUGAGUAUUUCGAUGUUUCGGCCAAUCAAUUAGAUGGGGUUUUAUCAUUUUCUACUUUUGCCAAUGCUUCAAGUCUCCAAGAGCUUGAUCUUUGGAGUAAUCGCUUUCAUGGUAAUCUACCUCCAUCACUAUUCUCCAAACAAAGCAAGAUUGAGAGGUUUGAUGUUUCGGACAAUCAAUUAGAUGGGGUUUUAUCAUUUUCUACUUUUGCCAAUGCUUCAAGUCUCCAAUACCUUGAUCUUUCGGGAAAUCGCUUUCAUGGUAAUCUACCUCAAUCAAUAUUCUCCAACCAAAGCAAGAUUGUGUUUUUCGAUGUUUCGGACAAUCAAUUAGAUGGGGUUUUAUCAUCUUCUACUUUUGCCAAUGCUUCAAGUCUCCAAUACAUUGAUCUUUCGAGUAAUCGCUUUCAUGGUAAUCUACCUCCAUCACUAUUCUCCAAACAAAGCAAGAUUCAGUCAUUUUAUGUUUCGGCCAAUCAAUUAGAUGGGGUUUUAUCAUUUUCUACUUUUGCCAAUGCUUCAAGUCUCCAACACCUUGAUCUUUCGAGUAAUCUCUUUCGUGGUAAUCUACCUCCAUCACUAUUCUCCAAACAAUGCAAGAUUCAGUCAUUUGAUGUUUCGGCUAAUCAAUUAGAUGGGGUUUUAUCAUUUUCUACUUUUGCCAAUGCUUCAAGUCUCCAAUACCUUGAUCUUUCGAGUAAUCGCUUUCAUGGCAAUCUGCCUUCAACAAUAUUCUCCAAACAAAACAAUAUUAAGUUGUUUGAUGUUUCGGCCAAUCAAUUAGAUGGGGUUUUAUCAUUUUCUACUUUUGCCAAUACUUCAAGUCUCCAAGACCUUGAUCUUUCGAGUAAUCGCUUUCAUGGCAAUCUGCCUUCAACAAUAUUCUCCAAACAAAACAAUAUUAAGUUGUUUGAUGUUUCGGCCAAUCAAUUAGAUGGGGUUUUAUCAUUUUCUACUUUUGCCAAUGCUUCAAGUCUCCAAGACCUUGAUCUUUCGAGUAAUCUCUUUCGUGGUAAUCUACCUUCAUCAAUAUUCUCCAAACAAAGCAAGAUUCAGUCGUUUUAUGUUUCGGCCAAUCAAUUAGAUGGGGUUUUAUCAUUUUCUACUUUUGCCAAUGCUUCAAGUCUCCGAUUCCUUGAUCUUUCAAGCAACUGCAAUUUGGAAAUUGAAACUGAAUCUCCCUCAUGGGUUCCAACCUUUCAGCUAAAUUCUCUGAACUUGGCGAAUUGUAGCCUCAACAAGAAGAAUGGUCACGUUCUCCCAAGCUUUAUCACCACCCAAGUUGCCUUGGACUCGCUAGACUUGUCUCACAACUUAAUAAAGGGAAGCAUACCUUGUCAGUUGCUAUUCAACACGAGUAUCACAGGUUUAUCCUUGAGAAGUAACAAAAUUGAUGGUUCACUUUUUCUUGGUUGCUUUGCUAAUCGAACUUCAUCACUUCAAUUAUUCGACAUGUCUGAUAAUAAUGUCAAAGGUUCUCUUCCCAAAAAUAUUGGAGAUCUUCUUCCAGACUUAUCCCAUGUUGACAUGUCCUCAAAUGCAUUAGAAGGCUUCAUUCCUUGGUCUUUUGGUAAUCUGCAUUUGGAAGCAUUAGACCUUUCUAAUAACAUGCUCUCAGGGACAAUACCGCAAAGUUUGACUAGAGAUGGCACCCCACUGGUAUAUCUAAAUCUAUCAAACAAUACAUUGAAAGGAGAAAUGCUCCCAAGGGACGCCAACAUGACAAGCUUGGAGUGCUUGCAACUCGGCGGCAAUCAAUUUCAAGGAAUGAUCUCACCCGCAAUAUCAAACAGCCCCUCUCUACUAAUCCUAGAUAUUCGAAACAAUAACUUGUCUGGUAAUAUUCCAAAGUGGUUGUAUGAUCAUCCUCGCUUGGUGCAAGUUCUUUUAAGUGGAAAUCGCUUUGAAGGUCACCUACUCCGAAGAAUGUGUCAAAUGGAAAGUUUGCAAGUUUUCGAUAUCUCUGAUAAUCAUAUUUCGGGAGGUAUUCCCUCCUGCCUUGAUAACAUUACAUUCUGGAAGAAGAGUUCUCCAAGCUCUAAUGGCUCAAACUCUUUCAUGGAAAAGGGUCCGCUGUUUUCCCUGGCACAUCCAACGGGACUAGAGCCUAAAUUCGAAAUUAAAACAGACUUGCGAGUAAAACACGAGGUACAUGCUUACAAAGGUAUCCCACUCUCAAUGAUGACUAUAAUUGACAUGUCAUCAAACCAAUUGACAGGUAACAUUCCUUUUGAAAUGGGAGAAUUGUCGCAGCUUCGGUCCUUGAACUUGUCGAAUAAUUUUCUAACUGGCCCGAUUCCAAAUUCUUUUCGAAACUUGAAAAACAUGGAGAGCUUGGAUCUUUCCCACAACAAGUUGAGUGGGAGAAUCCCUUUUGAAUUUGUUGAAAUGACUUCUUUAUCAGUAUUUAGUGUUGCCUAUAACAAUCUUUUUGGAAGAGUCCCAUUUGAGCGGCAGUUCUCAACUUUCGAGUCGCAAUGCUAUGAUGGAAAUCCAGAUCUAUGUGGAGACCCUUUGCCGAGAAACUGCUCAACUACAAACCAACUUGAACCUGGACAUGAGGAAGAAAAGGAAGAGACUAGAAUAAUCGAUAGCCCUUUAUUCUUCUAUGCAUUUGUUGCUGUCUCUUAUGCAUUCGGAUUUUGGGUUUUCUUUGGGAUCCUAAUCUUUAACAAGAAUUGGAGGCAUAUUUAUUUUAGAGCUGUUGACAGAAUUAUUGAGUCAUGUUUUGAAAUGCUCUAUCGGUGAUUCACAAUAUAUAUAUAUAUACUUCAAAUUAAUGCUUAUCUUCAAUAAAGAUGUUGUAUUGCGAA